Messenger RNA from Neoarthrinium moseri, 1488 nucleotides. RefSeq lists its product as uncharacterized. Gene Ontology annotation, molecular function: oxidoreductase activity; FAD binding. The transcript has 5 exons. Lineage: Eukaryota; Fungi; Ascomycota; Sordariomycetes; Amphisphaeriales; Apiosporaceae. The coding region runs from base 1 to 1488 and encodes 495 amino acids. The record is from RefSeq and is a predicted model, not a curated record.
AUGUGGUUCUCGCUGCCUGCCCUCUUGGCUGGCCUUGCCCUUCCAGGUGUGUAUGCUGCCGCGCUCAGUCGAUCUGAUAUCCAGACCGUCUUUUCUGGCGCCCAGUGGUCUUCUGCUGGUACCAUUGUUUCAUUUCCUGGCUCAGAUAGCUUCACGAACGCCACGGAGCGAUGGUCCGUCUUUCAUCAACCGACGUACGCUGCAUCCGUCAGCCCCGCCACAGAGGCCGAUGUCGCCAAAGCCGUGACGCUCGCCACUUCUCAUCGCAUACCGUUUUUAGCUACAGGCGGUCGACAUGGCUAUACUACGACGCUGGGCGAACUUCACAAUGGCCUAGCGAUUGAUCUUGGUCAAUUGAACACAGUCAAUAUAGAUAAAUCCACCGGAGUUAUGACCAUUGGUGGGGCGGUACGGUUUAGUGAUAUCUACAACCCAGUCUUCGAGGCCGGCUAUGAGAUCCAGACUGGCACCUGCUCUUGCCCAGGCAUGGUUGGCGUUACACUCGGUGGAGGCGUCGGUCCUUGGGCUGGGGUUCAUGGCUUAGACAUUGACGCGUUGCUCUCUCUACGUGUGGUGACGGCCAAUGGAACCGUGAUUGACGUUUCAGACAACUCGAAUCCAGACCUGUUCUGGGCCAUGCGCGGUGCCGGGGCCAAUUUCGGUGUUGUUACCUCAGCUACUUACCAACUGCAGCCACUAGUAAACGACGGUCAGAUAUGGGUUGCUGAGGCAAUCUUAACACCUGACUUGUUUUCUAACUAUUUCAAACUUGUAGAGACUUACGAUGGAGGCAAUUUGAAACCAGAAAUGGCCAUCAUCCAGGCCGGCGUCUACGACGAUGCAGCUGGGUUUGUGAUCGCGGUUACUUGGUCAUACCUAGGGCCGGAAGACAAGGCGAAUGAGUUUUUCAAACCACUCUUAGAUCUCAAUCCAAUCGUCCUGGGCAUACAAAACUACCAGUGGAAUAAUGUCAUUCAAUCGGUGAGCGGUGGUUCGGAUGCUCAACGUUGCAUUGAUGGGGCUAUUAACAGCAUCUACACCAUUGAUGCGAAGAACUUCUCUGCUGCUACAUAUGAAACGGCCUAUGCGGAGCUUGGUGCAUUCUACGAGGCUCAUCCUGAGGCACGAGGCAGCACAAUUCAAAUCUCAAUAUUUCCAAAUCAAGCUGCUCUCGCUGUGCCUGACGACAGGACUGCGUAUCCUUGGAGAGAGACCAAAGCCUACAUAGAUCUAAUCUUCACGUGGACGGGCACAAACCAAUCGCUGGAGAAAACAACGGACGCUUUGGGGCGUCAAUGGCGUUCGACGUUUGCCGCCACAUCUGGAUACCCCGGCCUGGCAGCGUACGUCAACUCGGCGCAUGGCGACGAGUCUUUGGAGAGUCGAUAUGGGGCUAACAAACUGCCUCGUUUGGCUGCACUGAAGAAAACAUGGGAUCCCAACAAUGUCUUCCGAUUCAACAACAAGUUGCCAACAAAGUAUCCCUAG